GCACUCUAAUAUGCAUGGGACCCAUAUUUUUUAACACCUUGUAUAAUGGAAAGCAAUAAUUGCGUCUAUGGACAAGAUACCUACUCGAAAGUGUCGCCUGGAUAACAUUGCAUCUCUGAGCGCAUCGGUUGCAUUUCUGAGCGCACUUUCUAGGUUCGAAAUGCACGGGUAUGCGUUAGGAUGACGGCCUUCGGAUAUCUCUGGGUCAGUUGGGAAACCCGCAAUCGAUGGGACACGAUCACUUUAUGACACGGAGCUUUGCUCGUGAUCGGAAUUGCUAAUGCCGUUCUCUUGGAACAGCUGUUAGCGUUCCGAGAUGUUUCCUUGAGAUCGAUCGUGAUCCAAAAGCAAAGUCCUAAUUAUAAUCUGAACGAUUCUGCGUAGUCGAGAUAUCGUUAAUAUUCUCGUUUUAUUUGUUGACCCGAUUGAUGAUCUGCGGUAUUAAACGAUUGGGUAUCUCUCGGUUAUCGGGCGAUAAAAACGAACUUAAUCCGUGUAAGUUAGGUCAGAGUGCAUCCUCGGCGACACACGAUAAAUCGUCGGUACAAAACACAAUGAUAGGAUAACCGUGCACUCGCGUUAUCGUAAGAUGCUACCGAUGAGUAACAAUGAAACAAAGGAGCCUGCGAUUAGAUCGCUUUUGUUUCGCGAAACAACGGAACUCGCAGUUUUUCUUCUGCGUGGGUAUGGCACAAACAGUGCUUCAAAUGUCAGGGUUGCGGAAUGAUCCUCAACAUGAGGACGUACAAGGGUUUCAACAAACAGCCAUAUUGUGAAGCACACAUACCGAAGGCAAAGGCCACCACAAUGGCGGAGACACCGGAACUAAAACGCAUCGCGGAGAACACGAAGAUCCAAAGUAACGUCAAGUACCACGCGGAGUUCGAGAAGGCAAAGGGCAAGUUCACCCAAGUGGCCGAUGAUCCGGAGACACUGAGAAUCAAGCAGAACAGCAAGAUCAUCUCGAACGUUGCGUACCAUGGGGAACUUCAGAAGAAGGCGAUCAUGGAGCAGAAGAGGACGAUGACCGGCGAGAACGGUGAACAAAUUGAGUACGUAGAGUACACGGACGGUACAAUCGCGCCUACAUCGGGCGUGAACGCGAACCCACCGGUCGCGAGAACUGCGAAUUCCCCGGUGCAAAGGACACCAGGUAGGAUCGCCGAUUACGAUCCCCUUAGCGAGGCGAGGCCGAGCCCUUAUUCCGCCAGGCAAGCGGCCACUACUGUCAUUUAUACGAGCGACAAGGGACCAGUAACGAAUCCACCUACUAGAAAGAUUGGCUCGGUGGCAGAUAUUGACCCUGUGAACGAAUACUAUGGAUCGUUGACGCCAGCCACGAACAACAAUCACGUUCCACAGCAUCAACCUCCUCCACCACCGCCAGCUAAUGUUGGAAGAGUGUACAGAGCAAUGUACGACUACGAGGCGCAGGACCUCGACGAGGUGAGCUUCUGCGACGGCGAUCUGAUCGUCAACUGCACGGCAAUCGACGAAGGUUGGAUGACGGGGCUGGUUGAACGUACAGGACGACACGGCAUGUUGCCCGCGAACUAUGUCGAGCCGGCGCAAAUUUAAAAUGCUUUCUUCCAUACCCUGCCUGCGCGCCGUCGUCGUGUUCGUUUCACCUCGACUUUGUCUGUUCGGUGGUCAGGCCACUUUUCAUCGAAACGCUUCGAACGAAGAAAGUGGCGCAAAAGGAAAAAGCGACACACUCGAAGAACUCGAUCUAACCCAGAGAACUUCUCGGAGAGAAAAGAAAGGAAGAGACGACGAACGAUUCUUUCCCUUCCAUCGCGUGCAAUUGAUGAAAAAAAGAAUGUCGUUUCAACCGGUUCGCUACUUCGUCCAAAGAUUUAUAUUUCAAAAUAGCAAUCAAAUUUUUGUUUUAAUGAUAAUUAGAAACAGGGAUUGUUUUGUUUGCGUUUGAAUAUUGGCGAUCGUAGCGAAAGGGUUGAACGAACAGGAUGGAUCGACGAGAAAUUCUUCGUUAUCUCGGUACACGGUAAUUUCGGUACCGGCAACGAUGGAUUUAAUGAAAUUCGAACUUAUUAUAAACUUCCACACCGAGUGAGUGCCUUGCAUCGUUUCGCAUUUAAGCAACUAGAAAGUAAUUCCAAGUUGGGACCAAAUUCUACUUCACCUCUUCCACGAGGAAUAUAUUCACUAUCCUUCCACUGAUAACAGUUUUUAUGAAUCUAUCGAUCAAACAUAGCACACCAUUCCGUUGCUUCGACAAUUCCACGAAGUUGUCUUGAUAGUAUGAUAACAAGGACUGGAAGGUUCGACAUUCGUCUUUAUUGAAAUAUUAUUAUUUUCAUUUUAAUAUAAGCAUCUGUAGCAUGGAUCUUCUUUAACUUGUAAGAACACAGUGUUAUUUUUUAGACAGAAAUUUUCUUUUACAUUCAUAUGUUCUUUUCUUUUUAAUUAGAAAUACUCUUUCAGUCUUUGUUCAUCUUCUUGUUGGUGAACUCUUGAAGUUCAUUACAAUAUUUAUUUGUAAAACUGAAUAGUGCUUCCAGUAUCUUGAAUGUUAGGCUCGAACAGUAUAUCCAACGCAUACACGUCUAUUUUAUAUAAUUGUGAUUUUUAAAGGAGAAAAUAACGAUGUGCCUUACACGCGUGUUCACCUUUAAUUAGGACAAUCUUGUGUCGUGAUUUAGAAAAAUGAAUAUACACACGGCGUUCGCGGAAUAAUCGUGAAAGCGAGUCUAGUUAGGAUAACACGACGAGGGAAUGUAAUAUCGUUGAUAAGAAAGUUUUCUUGCCUAGUUGCGAAAGAAAGUAACGAAAAGCAUCGUUGGGAACCUUGAUUGCCCCCUCUUUAAAGUUAAUUAACGACAUUAAUCAACAUUUACCUAAUAGCUGUUAAGUUUUAUCACGCGAGAUUCGUUUAAAUAAUAUGUUUCUUCGACUUUCUACGAUCCUUUCAGUGCUGAAAAUUAUUACAAUUCCUGCAUAAUAGAAAAAGAAGUUAAUCAUAUUUGAAGAUGCUCUUGCAAUUAGCAACUCGUAUUAAUUGAGACUAUGAAAUUGAUUAAGAAGCAUAGUUUGGAAGAUAUAUUUUUAAACGAUCUGCUUUCUUAAUUUCAUACACAUUUUCGUAAAUAGAACAGUACUGAAAGGAUUCGAUAGCUUUUAUAAUAUUCAAUAUGAAAUAUUUCUUCGCGAUUGUCUCGAUCAUCUCGAUAAUUUUAUACCCGCUCGAUGUCCAAUUAAUGUACAGAUAAUAUAGUGAUCGCGGAAAAAUUAAUCGAGAUCGUCGGAUCGCUAUUGCGAAGUAUCUGAAUUCUCUUAUUCGAGUCAUCCAGGUGUAAUUCAUCACCCUUUUUAUAUUUUUGGUAACUACAAUUAUAAUUGAAAGUUUAUCCGGUAGAAAUUGAUUGUUAAAAUUAAAAUUAUUACCUGUCGAGAUUUUUUUACACCUAGAGGCCUGAAUUCAUAAGGAACUGGACCGUGAAAGUUUUAAGAGAAUUUAAACGAACCCUUCCUGUUAUAUUCUUCUAUAUUCUGUGAAAAAAAAAAAGAAAUUUUGAUCGGUUAAAAAUCUGUGGUUCCUCGGAUAUCGUAUCUGAAUACAUUGCAUUUACCUGAGAUGUGUGAACAGUUCUAUUGCGAAAGGGCUGAGGAUAAUAAAUAGUAAUGUUGUUACGUGAAGCAUUCACGCGACGUCGUAGUUCGACUUCGUGAUAAAACCGCGAGAAGAUAUAUUCAUAUUUUUGGAAACAUGUUAGCAUUAUUAUUAUUAUUAUAUUAUUAAUAUUAUUUCUCCUCUUUUUGUAAUUAUUAGAACCGCCAAUAAGAAUUUACGACUCACAAUUGUGAAACAUACAGAAAUAUAUGUUAGCGUUGUUUAAACAGAUAAUAUUAUAUUAUGAUUAACAGAUCAUAAACAAUAUGUUAUGGAAA
This is a messenger RNA of Osmia bicornis bicornis, 3909 nucleotides long. RefSeq names its product LIM and SH3 domain protein Lasp. Gene Ontology annotation, molecular function: actin filament binding. Gene Ontology annotation, cellular component: focal adhesion. NCBI's taxonomy places the organism in Eukaryota, Metazoa, Arthropoda, Insecta, Hymenoptera, Megachilidae. The record is from RefSeq and is a predicted model, not a curated record. The transcript is spliced from 6 exons. Bases 724 to 1578 code for a protein of 284 amino acids.